This is a messenger RNA of Monomorium pharaonis (pharaoh ant), 1800 nucleotides long. It is a transcript of the gene MFS3, whose product is annotated as putative inorganic phosphate cotransporter. The transcript has 9 exons. Gene Ontology annotation, molecular function: transmembrane transporter activity. NCBI's taxonomy places the organism in Eukaryota, Metazoa, Arthropoda, Insecta, Hymenoptera, Formicidae. Gene Ontology annotation, biological process: transmembrane transport; monoatomic anion transport. The record is from RefSeq and is a predicted model, not a curated record. The coding region runs from base 285 to 1796 and encodes 503 amino acids.
AAGAGGCGCACGCUCCGCAUCCCUCCGGAGUCGCUCCGAAGAAUUUCUUUACUUUCCCGUGCCUCGUUUUACGUCAGUGACACACCGCUCCCGUGACGAAAGCGGUCGAGCGGACACCAGAAUAAAUCAUACUCGGGAGGAAGAAAAUUCUACGACGAUAUAAAAUUGAAUAGUAGAUACAAGGAAUAUUCGGAGAAGUGUGAUAAAUUACUUUUGUGCGUAUUAUCAUUGGGAUUCUCUGGACGUUGAAGAGCACCGUCAAAGUCACGUAUUCCAUCGACACGAUGGCCGUGGAAAAUGCCAACGGAAGAAACAGAACGCUCUUUCCGUUUCGUUACUUGAUGGCCAUAAUGGGAUCGAUCGGCCUCGCCAUUCUUUAUGGGUUUAAAGUUAACGCUAGCGUGGCUAUCGUCGCUAUGGUGAAUCACACAGCCGUUAAAUCACACAUCAAAUUAUCCAUGUCGAACGAUUCGAAAACUGACAAUGCCACGCUAACGAGCACGAACAUUUGCCAGUUCGAUAGUAUCUCAAAUGUUACGAUCAAAGCCGAGGAUGGUCCGUUCGUAUGGAACGAACUUAUCCAGGGUCUCAUUUUGUCUUCCUAUUUCUGGGGCUACACAGUGUCCAUGUUGCCGAGUGGAAGAUUGGCAGAACUCUGGUCAGCCAAAUGGCUGAUGAACGUAUCAGUUCUGUUGAAUCUCGCUGCGUCCAUCCUGACACCGGUCGCUGCGCGUAUUCACUAUUGGCUCUUCAUAGCUAUGAGAGUUCUUCAGGGAAUCGGUGGUGGCGUAUCGUUCCCCGCCAUGCACGUGAUGAUCGCCAAGUGGGCGCCGCUGAAUGAAAGAAGUGUCAUAGCCUCGAUCGUGUACGCAGGGACGGCACUCGGCACCGUGAUAUCCGUUCUACUAACUGGCUUACUGGCCGCGAAUUUCGGUUGGGAAUCCAUCUUUUACAUUGAAGGGGCACUUUGCUUGAUUUGGUGCGUCCUUUGGUGGUUGAUGAUAGCGGAUUCCCCGGAGGAACAGACGAGAUUCAUCACUAAAGAGGAGAAGAGCUACAUCAUUACGUCUUUGGGAGGACACAAGAAGAAUAUUCCUAAAGCGGUUCCAUGGCCACAAGUAUUUCGUUCCAAGCCGUUCAUGGCGAUCCUGAUUGCCCAUUUCUGCAGCAACUUUGGCUGGUACAUGUUGCUUAUCGAACUGCCCACCUUUAUGAAUCAGAUCCUGAAGUUUGAUAUGAGCUCGAACGCAGGUUUAUCGUCCGUUCCGUUUUUGUGCAUGUGGCUCUUCACUAUGAUUCUCAGUAAAGUUUUAACUACCCUGCAGGGGAAAGGUCUGAUUACAGUGACUGUAUCUAGAAAAAUCGGCACUCUCCUUGCGUCGCUCGUACCCAUGGUGUGCUUGAUACAAGUGUCAUAUGUCGGAUGUGAUCGCAUGAAAGCCGUCGUACUGAUGACGAUCGCGGUGACUUGUAUAGGCGGAAUGUACUCCGGUUUUCUGGCAAAUCACAUAGACAUCGCACCGAACUUUGCCGGUAGUUUAGUGGCGGUAACGAAUUUCGUCGCCACCAUACCCGGUUUCGUCGUACCGAUAUUUGUAGGACAAUUGACUCACGGAAAUCAAACCAUAGAAGCGUGGAGGAUCGUAUUCCUCGUAACAAUCAUUCUAUAUAUAAUUGAGAUAUUAGUUUAUACUAUCUUUGGGAGCGGCAAUGAACAACCUUGGAACCAGAUUGAAGCACCUGACGAGGAAGCGAACGAUCAAACACUGCCUUUAAGGAGAAAUAAUACAAAAUAGAAAA